AUGGAAAUAAAAGAAAAGAAUAAUAAACAGGAAGGAACGAUUAUAUUUCAUCGAGAUACAAUGAAUGAAUUGUUUAUAUCAGAAAACAAGUAUUUAUUAUUUUGUAUAAAAUUACAUCCAAUGGUACGAUUUAUUUUAUUUAUUAUAACAUUUUUAAUAGGACUAACGAUAUUGUUAUUAACACUUCCAUUAACUGGAUUAUAUGUUGAACAACCAAUAAUAUUAGGGAUUGUAUAUAUUGUUUCUAAAAUAUUAUUAUAUAUUUCAUUAGUUUUUAUUGCAUCACCGUGGAAACAACUAAUAUUAAUUUGUAGACCAGUAAGAUUUAGUACAUUAGCAUUUUGUAUUAUAGGGAUUGUAGGGAUAUGGUUAAGUAUAUUUCAUAUCACAAAUAGUUUAUUAAUAUUAAUUUUAUCUAUUCUUUUACAAGCGUUAUGUUUUACAUUAUAUUGUCUUUCAUAUUUAUCAUUUACUCAUAAUAUAUUAUUUGAUUGUAUUAAACGACCUAAAAUCAGUUUAUUAACAAAUCAUUUAAACAAAAGAAGUUCAAGUGAAUUACCAGAAAUAAAUUCAACUUCAGUAGAUAUGUCAAAUUCAAUUCAAAUUGAUUUUAGUGUUGAAAAAGAAAAAAUAAUGAGUAUUGAUAAAAGAUGGUGGAAAGAAGGUGUUGUUUAUCAAAUUUAUUGUAAAAGUUUUAAAGAUACAACUGGUGAUGGAUAUGGUGAUAUUAAAGGAAUUAUAGAAAAAAUACCAUAUCUUAAAGAAUUAGGAAUAAGUAUUGUUUGGUUAAAUCCAAUUUAUAGUACAAGUGAUGCAGAUAAUGGAUAUGACAUUAAAGAUUAUCAAGAAAUUAAUUCAAGAUUUGGAACAAUGAAAGAUUUUGAAGAAUUACUUUUUAAAAUGCAUGAAGCAGGAAUUAAAGUUGUUAUGGACCUUGUUGUUAAUCAUUCAAGUAAUCAACAUCAAUGGUUUAUUGAAUCAAAAAAAGGAAAUAAUGAAAAAAAAGAAUGGUAUAUAUGGUCAAAAAAUCCAAAUAAUUGGAGAAGUUUUUUUAGUGGAAGUGCAUGGAAAUACGAUGAAGAACGUAAAGAGUAUUAUCUUCAUUUAUUUCUUGAAGAACAACCAGAUUUAAAUUGGGAAAAUAUUGAAGUAAGACAAUGUAUUUAUAAAAUGAUGAGAUGGUGGUUUGAUAAAGGAAUUGAUGGAUUUAGAAUGGAUGUAAUUAAUUUAAUAUCUAAAGUAAAAGGAUUUCCUAAUGACUCACCUAUUGGAUUAGAUGGAUUAGCAAGUGGAUUUCGUUAUUUUGCUAAUGGACCAAGAGUUCAUGAAUUUUUAAAUGAAAUGAAUAGAGAAGUAUUAAGUCAUUAUGAUUGUUUAACAGUUGGUGAAACACCUGGUGUUACACCAGAACAAGCUCAAAAAUAUGUAGGAAAAGAACGUCAUGAACUUGAAAUGUUAUUUCAAUUUGAACAUGUUAAUAUAGGAUAUAAAAACGGUGAUAAAUGGAUUAGUGUUCCAUGGAAAUUAACUGAAUUAAAACAAAAUAUUGAAAAAUGGCAAAUUACACUUCAUAAUUGUGGAUGGAAUUCAUUAUAUUUUAAUAAUCAUGAUCAACCAAGACAAGUAAGUAGAUGGGGAAAUGAUACAAAAUAUAGAAUUGAAAGUGCUAAAAUGCUUGCUACUUUACUUCAUACAUUAGAAGGAACACCAUAUAUUUAUCAAGGAGAAGAAUUAGGAAUGACAAAUGUUUAUUUUGAUAAAUUAGAUGAUUACAAAGAUUGUGAAAUCUUUGGAAAAUGGAAAGAAAUAACUCAAACACAUGAAAUGACUUUAGAUCAAUUCUUAAAAAGAGUUUCUGAAGUUGGAAGAGAUAAUGCUAGAACUCCAAUGCAAUGGGAUAAUUCUGAAAAUGCUGGAUUUACUUCAGGAAAUCCUUGGAUUAAAAUAAAUCCAAAUUAUAAAACAAUUAAUGCUAAAGAAGCAAUACAAAAUCCUAAUAGUAUUUUUAAUUAUUAUAAAAAAUUAUUACAACUCAGAAAAGAAAAUCCUAUUAUGCCUUAUGGUGAGGUUCAAAUGAUUUUAAAAGAUAAUGAACAUAUUUUUGCAUAUAUUAAAACAUUGGAUCAAAUAAAAUGGAUUAUUAUUCUUAAUUUUUUUGAAACUCCUAUAAAAUUUAUACUUCCUAGUGAUAUUCAAAUUCAAAAUAACCAUUUAAUAAUUUCUAAUUAUCAAGUUAAUGAAUAUGAAUCAAUUAAUCAAUUUUUAUUACGACCUUAUGAAGCAAGAGUUUAUCAAUUUAAUUGA
Messenger RNA from Entamoeba dispar SAW760, 2304 nucleotides. Its product is annotated as oligo-1,6-glucosidase, putative. Gene Ontology annotation, molecular function: alpha-amylase activity. Bases 1 to 2304 code for a protein of 767 amino acids. Lineage: Eukaryota; Evosea; Mastigamoebida; Endamoebidae. The transcript has 2 exons. Gene Ontology annotation, biological process: oligosaccharide catabolic process. The record is from RefSeq and is a predicted model, not a curated record.